GCGUCCGGAAGUGGAUUGACAGCUGCGGGGUCCAGUCCCGCUCCGCAGCUUGGCUGGGGGCGGGAGUCUCGGCUCAGGCUCCUCGGAGCUCAGCCUCCUCCUUCCUAGCCGCCGGGUAAGGCUAGAGGGCCGGAACCGGAAGUUUCCGUUCUACUCUCGGGCCUCGAGCCCCUCCGCUCUCUCGGCUCCUCUCACCCCCUAGAAUCGUCGGCGGGGGGGCGGGGGCGGUGUCUCGAGCCCCUUCAGUCCUGGAGGCCCCGCCAUGGAGCCCGCCGCGCCAGCACUGACCGAGGAGGACAUGGCCGAAGUAAAGAAGGAUGCUUUAGAAAAUCUGAGGGUGUAUUUAUGUGAAAAAAUCAUAGCCGAGAGACAUUUUGAUCACCUACGUGCAAAGAAAAUACUCACUAGAGAGGACACUGAAGAAAUUUCUUGCAGAACAUCAAGUAAAAAAAGAGCCGGUAAGCUGUUGGACUACUUACAGGAAAACCCUAAGGGACUUGACACUCUGGUUGAAUCUAUUCGACGAGAGAAAACACAGAGCUUCCUAAUAGAGAAGAUCACAGAUGAAGUGCAGAAGCUAAAGAUUCUCAAACUUGAGUAUCUGAAAGGAUUGAACCAUAAUAGCUAUAUGCCUCUUCCACCUGGAGCAACAAGUAGUCUGUCUAGAUUAGAUUCUAAUGAGUGCAAUUUCUCUGACAAAUUGAAAGAUGGAGAUGCCACUGUUGUUUACCAUCCAACAGGAGAGUCCAGCACAGCCUCCUUUUAUUCCAGCAAUACUUCAUUAAAUUUACCUGUUGUAGAGGUAGGCAGAACCGAAAAUAGUGUCUUCUCCUCAGCUCCCCUUCCUGGACCUGGAGACCCUGGGGCACCUCCUCUUCCACUAGAACCACAGUCAGAAGAAGAAGGAAAUUCCAGUGAUAUGUUUCUUCCCUUAAGAUCACGUUCUUUUUGCCAACAAUGACAGCUUACCACUUCUUUCAAAAAUUACUUCAGGAAUAUUUAAAAGGGUUUAUAAAACUUUAAGAAAACAGUUACUAUCAAUGCUUACUAACAACUUACUGUGGGAUUCUUAGUAUAUUUUCAUCGUGCUGUAUAAAUGGAGUGUUAAUGCAUUUUUAAGAAAUUAAAUAUAACACACAUUUGGUUAGACAUACUAUUGUUUACUUUUCCUGCUUUUUCGUUGUAGGAGUUUGAUGUUUUGUCUUUGUUUUGUCUUGUUUUGUUUUUUUUAAUAUGAUUUCAAUCAAAUUUUUGCAGCCAGGAACAAUUUCUUCAUAAUGUGACCAAUUGCAUUGGAUUUGCUGUAGUAAGACACUGUUUUAUCUUAGGAUGUGAGCCAAAAGUGGCCAGGCCCUACCUAAUAGUUCUCAGCAACUAUUUAGACUUCUUGCUGUAGAAUUUUAUAUAAUGCCUCUAUUCCUGAUAUAACCUUAAUGUGCCAGUAUCUUAGUUUGAUCAAAUAUGCUCAUCAUCAGGGACUUUAAUGCCUUUCUCAAGAUACUCAUGUUCUUAGUCAGACUUUUUUUAUCAUUCCGAAGAAAAAACUAUUAUAUAACGUAUCAAUCAUUUAUAUUUGAUGGAGGCAUUUUAUGUCUUUAGUUUCUGUACUUUCAGCCUCUUUAAGUUGUUGUCUGGAGUGUAGAUAAAAUCUUAGAACAAAUUUUUUUCUUAUAGCAAUUCAGUUUUAUUGAACACUGUUUGAAAUUAGGGCAUUUGCUGACAAUCUUAUCAUGUGGUCUUGUCAUUUAUUGUAAUAGAAUGCCACCUCUAUUACUCAUUUAUGUCACACUUUAUCUCAUACACAACUAAAUUUGCUGUCUUAUUAAUUUACUUAUCAGUUCCACAUAUAAGAUUGUUUUUAACCAUAUUGUUUGCAGUAAACAAAUGGUGGGAAUGCUAUUUGGUCAGUCAGUAAACAUUAAGUACCUACUAUGUACAAUGCUUAAGCACUGGGGAUGCAAAUAUAAAAAGGAAAAUAGUCCCUACCCUCACAGAGUUUAUAAUCCAAUGGAAUAUGGGAUAAGACACCAGCCAGAAGCUGGAGGAAGGUGGGAAAGAGUUAUCAUAGCCUUGGGGCAUGAUAGAGACCUAAAGGGAUGCAGCCUGGUGGAAAGUGAAGAGAUGACCAAUCUGGGUGCCCACCUCAAUAAGAGAGGCUCCACAGACUGAGAGUAUCGUUGGGGUGGGAGUACAAGAGUGGGUGCAGUCUUGCAGGAGGAUGCAGUUCUGAGGGAUGAUAGAGAAGUCACUAACAGUAUUUAUUAAUAUAAUAGUCUUAAGGAUACUAGAGGGUUUUUUAAAAAGUUAAAUUUCCUUUAAGAGUCCAAAUACCUAUUUCCAUUUUUAGAGCAAUAUACUAAACUUAAUUUAUUUUCAGGUGUUUGUGAUAUGUGUAAUUCUAGAAAAUAAUUGUGAAUUGUCAGCCACAAACUUGACCUACUAGAAUUUUUUUUUAUAAGAAUAGUUCUAAAGACUGAAUUAUUUUUGUCCAGGUAUUAGUUAUUUGAGACAUUUUAUUACAAGAGAAUAAUUGUGGUUAUCAUUUUAAAAGUUGAUUUACACAAUAGUUGUUUUUAAUUUCCUUAAAUAAUCAAUAAUAUCUUUCUCUUUAAAUGGUCUUUGAAAUGUUUUCUGUCAGCUUUACAUACCAUUCCUUAGGGUCUGUGUUGUUUUCCUACUGAAAUAAACAAAACCUGCCUAUCAGCUAUAAACCAUUCUUAGAUUCUGAUUAAUGAUACACAUAUAGUCCUAAUAUCCUUUUCACCCCUCUUUUUAAAAAGUCAAUACUGUUCUUUGGGGGGAAAUAAUUUAAGUUCUUUCAGGUCAAAAAAAUCAUGUUUAAAUGUAUUUUUCUUUUACAAACAAGGAUUCAAAUCACAAUUUAUUUGGGUACUCUGGAAUAUUCCUUUUGCAAGUUCUAUUCUUAUACAUUUAUAGUUUAUUUUGGAUCGUUAACUCACUGUAAAUUAAUAAUAUAGUAAAUAAGAUUUACACUAUCAUAAUCUGAGUUUUUUAAAAGGCCUUUAAAAUACUGAAAUGAUUUCUAGGGCCUAUAGAAUACUUAUAUUUAAAUUCUUAAAAACUGAUCAUUAUCUGAAUUUUAAAAGCAGUUGAGAUUACAGCCUAACAGGGUAGAGAAAAGCUGCUCUCCUGUGCUGCAUGCUGUCCAAUUAAAUAGCAUAUGUUAGCCUCUUAGGAUCUCUUUGACUUGAAAGCAACAAUAAAUCCUCCCCACAGUUUCCCCUCCAAAUAAGCACUCACCUCAGUCUGUUCACAUUGUCUUCACUAUAAUGAUGGAUGAAGGCGUUUUAUAACCUGACUCAUGAGAAACCAUGGACAACAUACAUUUAUCUCUCAUGUGCACAGAACUGUACUAGGUGCUAUGGUAAUUACAAACUAUGGUAGGCAUCAAUGCUCUGCAGGAAUUUGCACUGUUGAUGGAAAAAUCUAGUACUUGCAAAGAACGUAGCUUGGAUAUUACCAGCUUACUGGUAAUAUUUCCCUUCCCCCUCUCCACCUUUCUCUUGUCCAAACCUGCUGCUAUUAAAAUUUAUAACUAGAAAUUGUUAACGGGAAACUUGUAAUAAUUUGUAUUCUGGACCAAGGGUCCCUACCUUCUCAAAGCCACAGAAAGGAUUCUGUGGUUAUGAUAUUUAGGGAAAUCUACAUAUUGAAUAACUAAGCUCUCAUCACCUAUUUUGACUUGGGGAGAUUUGGGAACAGACAUUGCUCAUCAUUCAUCAUUAGCAAAAGUAUUCAUUUGGGCAUAAAUUAAAUAGGAGAGAAUGAACAAAAUUAUAUUAUGAGUCCCAAUAUUUUCUUAAUGUGUAAGAACUAGGGAGAGGCAGCUAGAUGGUGCAGCGGAUAAAGCACCAGCCCUGGAUUCAGGAGUACCCGAGUUCAAAUCUGGCCUCAGAGACUUGACACUUACUAGCUGUGUGACCCUGGGCAAGUCACUUAACCCCAAUUGCCUCACACCCCCCCAAAAAAAAAGGAACUAGGGAAAAAAAAAACCUGACUGGUCUGUGUUUAAUCUCCCCAGAAGAGGGAGCAAUACAAGUUAUAGAAAAAAAAUUAUGUUUUCAAAGUUACUUUUUAAAUGUAUUCUGAAGAGUUAAUCGUUGCUAUGCCAGAUAAUGCAAAUAUUAAAUUUUAAGUGGUUACUACAUAAAAAUAUUUUUUCAAGAAGUUUAUAAAGUAGAAAUUAAUUAUAUUUUUCUAGUACCCUAGAAUAUUUGUCAUAGUUGAGCUUUUUUACUGUAGAAAAAAUGUUUCUACUUAGUUUAUUUUCAAUUUUUCUGAGUUACCUAGAAACUAAGGAAUUAUGUCCCACAUUUUCAAAAUAUUCACUGCAAUAUAUUUGCACUAAAUUGUGGCUGUGAAAUAUAAAUAGAUUACAAAAACUUAAGUCAUGUAGAUUCAAAUUCUGGACAAGGUCUCAAAUCUCUUGAGUAUACUAAAUAGUAUACUAAAUGUUUAAUUUUCAGUGUUUAAAUUAAAGCUCAGUUAAGUGGAAUGUUCCAAAAUUGAGGGGCGUCUAAAGGUCAUUCAGAAUACCUCAGUAUCAUUAUUGUGAAACUGGUCACUGAAACAGUAUUGUAGAUUUUAAGUGUUUAGGAGUUUAAGUCCAAGUCAUACGGGCCACAGGAUAUUCCCUGAGUGUUUAGGGAGUUUCUUUUUCUUGUGAUUUACAGUCCUUUCUGAAAUGUGCCUUGGCUAGUCCUUGGACAGAGGCAAUCAUUGGCUUCAGUUUGGUUGACUUCCAGAAUAAGGGAAUCGUGUUCUUUUGAAAGGAGUCAAUUUUUAGAAAAAAUUUAGCAGAUUUUCUUUUAGUUUUUAAUAAGUUUGUGUUGCUGAAAAAGUAAAGUAGGUAUUUCCAUUUCCAAUAUGAAGUGCCUUAUAUUUCCAGGUUAAUCAAAUAAGAUUAUCCAGAGUUUAAAAAGUACCUUUUGGACCUCCUUUGUGUUUUUUUAAUGGGAUAAAAAUGUGACUGAAAGUCAGAAAUAUGAAAUAAAUGGCAUAAAAGGCAUUGAAUGUAAGAGAAUUGGAGGAACAUGUAAUAUUAGGAUAAUCCAGUGGGAAUAUAUUUCUAAAUGCAAAAGUAUGUUUAAUAAAGAUGAAAAUUAUUAUUUUGCUUCUUUAA
Molecule: messenger RNA, 5143 nt
Organism: Dromiciops gliroides (monito del monte)
Lineage: Eukaryota; Metazoa; Chordata; Mammalia; Microbiotheria; Microbiotheriidae
Gene: BCL10
Product: BCL10 immune signaling adaptor
Exons: 3
Coding region: 263-961 (232 amino acids)
Biological process (GO): canonical NF-kappaB signal transduction; apoptotic process; adaptive immune response
Cellular component (GO): cytosol; CBM complex
Molecular function (GO): NF-kappaB binding; transcription coactivator activity; kinase activator activity
Source: RefSeq, a predicted model, not a curated record